UUUUAUUCCCAACCUACAAACAUGAAUUGAAUUACUGCCAUAGGCUAUAGCGACAAGACAUUUAUGUGGUCUAUUCUGUUUGCUUGUAAAAGAAGUAUUUCUCCAUGGCCAUUCCUUUUUGAGCAAGUUUCUUGUGUUGGAUGGGGCUAUUGACUUCUGUGUGAAAAGUAGACAAGUGGAUGACUCUUGGUCUGCAAUACCAAACCUUUAUGUGUAAUGGCCAAGUAGCUAUCUCAUGAGGUGGAGAAAAUGUUCCGUAUCAACGAGAUAAACAUAUGAUUGUAUACAAUAAUACAAUUGGUUACACUCGAGAGUCUGUUCUGCGUUUCCAUGUAAUGUUUAAUUGACCAUAUGGACAGUAGAUGCUGAGCCAUCGCAAUGCUAGUCUCGUCCCAUCGCCCUCAUUGCCACUUAUCCUGCUCAUCCACAGCAAUGCACCCCCUGGAUCUUAAUGUGCCACUGCCCACAAGGUGCUGCCUCUCAGUCGCUGCCAGUGCCACAGCCUGCUGGCAAGCUUUUACUUUAUUGCUUUCACAAGUCACACAACCGUUCGUUUACUUCCAACCAUCAGUUAGUGACUAGGCAUUUACAAGAUUGAGGAAAAGGAGAGAAGCAAGCGGUGUUUGAAGUUGGGAUUCGAACUCAGGAUCUCCGAUGCAGAUAAAUGCUCUAAACUUGUUAUCUAUUGAAUCUGUGAAGUUGGCACCAAUGACGUGGACCCAGCCUUAUCUCAAAAACGACAGAAAUCUUUGAGUUGUGCUGAUGUGGCCCUAUCCAUUUAAAAUUAAGCAAUAUCCAUAGAGCGAUAGACCCUGAACACAAACCAUAACCUUUCCUCUUCCACCCUAAGAAACACAAAUUACCAAAUUAUCUCCGAUAUGGGAUCAAUGUCUUCUCCUCUGACAAUGAUUUCUCCACAACCAUUGAAACAGUCGGCAGUGGCGGUCGGCCGGAGCCCCUCCCUCUUCAGAAUGCACUCUGAAAAGAAGAAACCGUCAACGGUGGUUGCUGCUAUUGGAGAUGUAUCAGCCAAUGGCACCCCUUACCUGAUUGCUGGUGCUGCUGCUGUUGCUUUGCUUGGAACUGCGUUUCCAAUCCUCUUCUCCCGGAAGGACCUGUGUCCAGAAUGCGACGGAGCAGGUUUUGUUCGGAAGGGAGGGGCAACUUUGAGAGCAAAUGCAGCGAGGAAGGACGAGGCUCAGAUCGUCUGUGCUCGUUGCAAUGGCCUUGGCAAGCUCAACCAAGUAGACAAAAGAUAGAAUACUCUAUGCCUCUUCCUUCCCUUCACAUCCUUCUCUGUUUUGUAACUUUAAUCUCACCUGCUGUCAAAGCUUAAAAACAAGAUUUCUCUUCAACACUCUCGCAUAAAACUUUUGGUUAAUCAUCACCAUGCCAUAUACGUUGGCUGUUACAUAUAUAGUCCGUCUAUAAAACGGAUUGUUGAUGUGUCAUCGAUAUUCUAUUGAUAUCAUUGUAGCCAAUGAAAUGUAUUGGCAUGUUAUCAAUAAUGUAUUGAUAAUAUUGAAGGUGUAUCACUCACAUACAAAGGGCAUUGCAUCCUUCACAUUUUUAUUAGAUAACGAAUUAUUAAUAUAUUCUUAAUUUUGUGUUGA
Molecule: messenger RNA, 1613 nt
Organism: Malus domestica (apple)
Lineage: Eukaryota; Viridiplantae; Streptophyta; Magnoliopsida; Rosales; Rosaceae
Cellular component (GO): chloroplast thylakoid membrane
Source: RefSeq, a predicted model, not a curated record